Messenger RNA from Bipolaris victoriae FI3, 1182 nucleotides. RefSeq lists its product as hypothetical. Bases 1 to 1182 code for a protein of 393 amino acids. Lineage: Eukaryota; Fungi; Ascomycota; Dothideomycetes; Pleosporales; Pleosporaceae. The record is from RefSeq and is a predicted model, not a curated record. The transcript has 4 exons.
AUGGAGAAGCGCAUUUUGAAACCCGAUACCAAUCGGCGAUACUCUGUCCACAGGCGGCCUCGGCUGUUGGGAUUCGCUACGGGGACGGCAAUGUGGGUAUCGAGCGCUGCGACAAGCACUUCGAUUCUCGCAUUGCAACCUCAAUCAAGCGGGAACGAUCGUCUCAGGACAUGGCAAAGCUUUGUUACUCAGCGAGUAAAAGACAUACCCGACUCGGUACUCUUCACUGGCAUCGCUCUCUGCUCGGCACUCUAUGCUGCUUCUUGCAUGCACGUAUACCACACAGCCCCAAGACUUCGAUCCUAUAACUCUUUCUCGCAUUUUCGGGUAUUGUGCUGGGCUAUUCGAUACGCGAACUUCGGUGGCAGGAUGUCACGAAAAGCUAUGUUGAUGUCGUUGAGCGCAGGCGUGACGGAGGAUGACUUUCAGUCGGUUAAUGAAGCUUGUACAGCUGUCGUUGACGACCGAACGAGCGACCAAUCUCUUCCGCCAACCGCUAUCGCAUCUCGGCCCACAUCGAGGGCGAACCAGGGCUCAUCGUCUGGGCCCACGCGCAGUGAGAAGCGUAGGGUAUUUUUCCGCAGAUACCUCGAUCCAAAUAACAGAAAUCGGAUGCGCCCGAAUAACAUGAGGGACACAAGCGGAAUGCAGAGAAGUGCUCAUGAGCAACGCACCCAGUCUAGCAGGCUGAGUGAGAACACAAGGAGCAAUACCCAAGGACGUACGUUACAUGCUCAAAGCACUCCCAGUUCCCACUAUCUUCCAGUGCCAACGACUCAAAUCUAUAACGUGCACUACCACUAUCAGGUAGCACCAUACCAGGUUGGUCUUGGCCCAUAUACACCUGUCCAGUUCCAGCCAGUUGUUCCCAACCAGUCGCAAAACCCAAGAUCAAUACCCCAUACGAGCGCUUGGCCUAUCGUCGCGCAUGGCGCUCACGAACAAGCCGUAGGCUCGCAGGGCCGACCGCAACCGCAAAUACAAGCACAGCAACAGGCCCUCGGAGCAGCUUCCGCUGUAGCACAGCAGCAAGGCUUGAACUUCAUUUCACGGCCGAUUGCCAGCUCCGACCAUAGCCACUUCCCUCAUGUGGGUGUCGCCAUCACACCUCCCUCGAGCGCCAACGCAGAGCCGAGACUCAUUACGCGAACGCAAACCAUGCCAAUUCGGACGGCCAUAUAG